Molecule: messenger RNA, 604 nt
Organism: Laetiporus sulphureus 93-53
Lineage: Eukaryota; Fungi; Basidiomycota; Agaricomycetes; Polyporales; Laetiporaceae
Exons: 4
Coding region: 22-492 (156 amino acids)
Source: RefSeq, a predicted model, not a curated record
CACUUGCAACUCUCCAUCCAGAUGACAUAUGUUUCUGCACGAAGCUACCAGUCCGCAGGUGAAGCUCUAGCAAGCGGAAUGGCUACCCAGGAGACCUGCACAGAUUGCGCUCCUGUAGACAGCACCACAAAACCAACUCAGGCGCCCCCAACGAAAGUGCAGGAUCCCAAGUUGCCAGUGGAUCCGUCGACUCCGAACGUCACUAUCGAGUUCUGCGACAGAUGUCGCUGGCUUCACCGAGCCACUUGGGUUUCCACCGAGUUAUUCUUGACAUUCCCAACACCAGCGCUCAAAGCGAUAACACUCGUCCCUUUGAAUUCAGAAGAGACGGGAGGCCGAUUCCGCGUGUGGCUUAUAUUGGAUGACCAACCGCCGAUCCUAGUAUGGGACAGGAAAGACGAGGGCGGGUUCCCAGAGUUGAAGGUUCUAAAGCAGCGCAUUCGCGACCGGAUCCAGCCAGGCAAGUCGUUGGGACAUUCCGAUCACAAGUAGAGUGCGUUGGUGCUAUUGCCCGUGGAAGACCGUUGUAUCCCUACCGUGUAUCUCUCAUUAAGACAUUCGUGACUGGAUUGCUCGCGGCGUUUAUUGUGAAGUUCUAUCAUCC